GGUCCUUCCUCUCCCUGGCUCCUCCCCUGCAACCUUCGCUCGUCCGUGGUGUCGCGCCCGUCCGUCCAUCCAAGCACCACGCCUCGUUCCAAUCCCCCGAGGCCCUUCUUAUUUCGCCUCUCCCCCUCUCAUCUUCCCCUCUCAUUGCUGUUAUUUAUUCCUCUUUUUCUCUUGCACGGUCCCAGACCUUCCCAAGAGAUCUUCUUGUUCAUCUGCCCAGCAGUGCUGUGUGGCUUCAUAUAUUUCCUUUCCCCCUCCCCCUCCCCUCACCUGUUUCAUCUAUAAUACUCUUCCUCCACCUCUCAGCCAGCUGAGCUAUCUCGAUUUUCUCCUCGAGAUCAAUUGAUACCCCCUUAUACCUGUAUAAACCAUAGAUUUUGUCAAUCAAUCAAUCAAUCAAUCAAUCAAUAUGUCGGUCGAGCAAAACCCUACCUUGGAGAAGGACAUCGGUCCCGAGACCGAGAGCAACGGAACUGCUCCCCUCAGGCACGAGAUGACUGCGGAGGAGACGGCUAGAGCUGCUGCGCGCUUCGGCUAUGGUCCGAUGGCUCACGUCAACACCGCCGAGGCCAACUUGCGUCCCUUCGGAGGAGAGUUCCAGCCUGGUCUGUACAAGUCGGUCGAAGGUCGCAAGUUCGCCAACCCGGCUCCUCUGGGUCUCUGCGCUUUCGCCCUCACCACUUUCGUCCUGAGCGCAGUCAACAUGGGAACCCGGGGUAUCUCCGCGCCCAACAUCGUCGUCGGCCUGGCUUUUGGAUAUGGUGGUCUCGUUCAGCUGCUUGCUGGCAUGUGGGAAAUGGCGGUUGGAAACACUUUCGGUGCCACUGCUCUGUCUUCUUAUGGUGGUUUCUGGAUCUCCUUCGCGAUCAUUUUGACUCCCGGUGGAUUCGACAUCGAGUCUGCGAUUGAAUCGGCUGGCGGUGCUCCGAUGUUCUACAACUCGAUGGGUCUCUUCCUCAUGGGCUGGUUCAUCUUCACCACCAUCAUGCUGUUCUGCACCCUGCGCUCGACCGUUGCAUUCUUCCUGCUGUUCUUCUUCUUGGACUUGACCUUCUUGCUCCUGGGUAUUGGAUACCUGCAGCGCAACGAUACCAACGAGGUCAACACCCCUGUCAUCAAGGCCGGUGGCUUCUUCGGCUUCCUGGCUGCUUUCGCUGCUUGGUACAACGCCCUGGCGGGUAUUGCCGACAGCAGCAACAGCUUCUUCAUCAUCCCUGUCGCCCACUUCCCGUGGUCUCCGACCGCUCGUUCUCGCCAGAAGACUGCUCGCGAGACGGUCUAAGGGGGUGUAGUACUCGUAUAGUCCCAGGCCCUGCAAGCGGCCUUGCUAUGUUCCGAUGAACAUGCCAUUGUUAUAAUUCUGAUACCCAUUCAUGUAGGGCCGUCCUGUUUAGCGAAUGGUUCGCAGUGUCGGCCUUCGCACGGGGUUGUUGUCCGGUACAUUAAUUGUUUUUUGUGACUGUUGUUGAUUCCAACUGGAUAUGGAAAUAACCGAUCGGGUAAUAAUGAG
Messenger RNA from Aspergillus fijiensis CBS 313.89, 1510 nucleotides. RefSeq names its product acetate uptake transporter family protein. Gene Ontology annotation, cellular component: plasma membrane. Bases 410 to 1282 code for a protein of 290 amino acids. The record is from RefSeq and is a predicted model, not a curated record. NCBI's taxonomy places the organism in Eukaryota, Fungi, Ascomycota, Eurotiomycetes, Eurotiales, Aspergillaceae. Gene Ontology annotation, molecular function: acetate transmembrane transporter activity. The transcript is spliced from 4 exons.